UUCCCCGCCAUAUUCAACCGAAGAGCGAAUCGAGUUGAGUCAAUGGUGUCGAACAUUGCAGCUGAACGAGUUGAAUCAGAGAGCCCCAAGGCCAAAGAAGAAGCCAAGACCGAGGAGACCAUCACCGCCGGCCAAGGCUUCAACUUCGAGAACGGCAUGAACCCAGUAGUUGCAUCCGCCGCCGACCGCCAUGCUGAGAUUGCUUCCAUCAUUUCUCCGGUGGAAACUGUCGAAUCAGCCCUAGAGACCAAGAAAAUGAAGAACGUUAAGAAGAAUAAACAGAAGAAUGAGGUGCAAGUCUCCGACACCAAGAAGCCCUUCGUCUUCUAUCUGAAUCGCGCCAAGACAUACAUCCAUGAGUUCAACGAGGUUGAACUUUGCGGCUUGGGAAUGGCUAUUCCUACUGUUGUCACCAUAGCUGAGAUUCUGAAGCGAAAUGGAUCCGCAAUCCAGAAAGGAUUAGCAACAUCGACUGUGCUCGGCACACAUGAGGAUUGAAAGGGUUGUCAGAUCGAGAAAGCUAAG
Messenger RNA from Hibiscus syriacus, 525 nucleotides. RefSeq lists its product as uncharacterized. Gene Ontology annotation, cellular component: nucleus. Lineage: Eukaryota; Viridiplantae; Streptophyta; Magnoliopsida; Malvales; Malvaceae. The coding region runs from base 43 to 498 and encodes 151 amino acids. The record is from RefSeq and is a predicted model, not a curated record. Gene Ontology annotation, molecular function: RNA binding. The transcript is spliced from 4 exons.